Messenger RNA from Gymnodraco acuticeps, 978 nucleotides. Its product is annotated as transmembrane protein 238-like. Bases 77 to 541 code for a protein of 154 amino acids. The record is from RefSeq and is a predicted model, not a curated record. NCBI's taxonomy places the organism in Eukaryota, Metazoa, Chordata, Actinopteri, Perciformes, Bathydraconidae. The transcript has a single exon.
CACACACACACACACACACACACACACAUCUGGAUUACACUCUGGGAACUGGAUCUGGUUUCUGGAGGAUCUCCACAUGUCUACACCUGUGCAGCUGGAGCCGGUCAUGGAGAGGACUUAUGAGGGAGUGGGCCGCUGUAAAUGCUCCUUCUGGUUCGCUGUGGCUCAUGAUAUUCUGGGAACUUUCCUCAUGCUGGUGGGGGUGUUCGGAGGGCUGGUCGUCCACGAUCUGUUCAUCUACGGCGGGGGCAUCAUCAUCUUCCUCAGCCUCAUCUGGUGGGUGUUCUGGUACUCUGGGAAUAUAGAAGUGCCCCCCGAGGAGCUGGAGGACGACGUGGGUUUGAUCAAGCUGAGGAACCGGGGGCUGGGUCGGGCCGUGAGGCAGAUGUCGGACAGAUUCUCCUCCACGGUCAGAAACUCUUUCAGGAGGAACAGACCUUCAAACACUGAGGUGUCGCUGUCCACCGUCUUUGAAAGCAACAUGUCUUCUCCGUCCACAUCUCCGUCUAAAUACCUUGAGAGGGACACAUUAUCAAUAUGAACCUAAAUGACUCUGAACUUGGACUUAUUUGCUUCCUUUUUGCACGUGAAAGAGAUUUUGUGUGUGUGUGUUUGCUCUGCAUACACGCUCCUGUAAUGAUUAGACAACACUGAUGUCUUGUCUAGAUAACAUCCGUUUCAAGCUGAUAAGAUGUACACUUUGCACACUACAACAACAUCAGUCAUAUCUGUCAAUAUUUUAGUUGAUUCUUGAAUCUUGGUGACUAUAAAUAGAAAAUAAAAGUUAUAUUAAGAGAUUUGUUAUGGUGAAGCUUUUCUUUUGGAUAAAAUGUUACCGGAAUAUUUGAAGCUGCCUUUUUGCAGCAGUGUGCAUUUAACCAACACAGCAACAAUAACACAGUUUUUACUUAUUUAUUUUAUGCAUAAUGGUAUUCAUCCUUUAUAAUCUCACCUGCUUUAUAAAUACAGUUAUCUAUA